ACUGUUAGGCCUUUGUAAUGUAAAAUAGAAUGAUAACCAUGAGAACGCCUCUCUUAAUGAAAGCUAUUUCACAACAUGUCUCCUUCUUCUCUUUCAAGUCUUUUCCUUCUCUACCAUUUUGAACAAAGCAGGGGAAAUAACUCGGUCCCAGAAGACAGGACCAGUCAUCACGAUGGGAUGGCCUUUUCGUCCAGUACCACUGAGUCUCAUGAGCCGGCCCAUGUAGAGGGACCACUUAAGGACAGCCAGCCUAAGCCAGCAAGGACGUUCUCAUUUCUUCCUGAUGAGGAUGACUUAAGUACCCAUAAUCCCCUUUAUAUGGAGAGUAUAGGUCAAAGGUCAACCAAUUCUGACCUUUCACCAAGGACAGAUUUUGAAGAGCUAUUUUCACCCAGGACACAAGUUAAGAGUCAGUCUCUGAGGGGCCCAAGAGAAAAGAUUCAGAGGCUAUGGAAUCAGUCUGUGAGUUUCCCUAGGAGGCUCAUGUGGAAAGCUCCAAACAGACCAGAGACCAUAGACCUGGUGGAGUGGCAGAUCACCAGGCAGAAAGCUGAAUGCGAAAGCACUGGACCCCACCCAACCCAGAGAGGUAGCAGCAAUGCCCUGCUCCCAACCGAAGAUGCCCACGGGUCAGAGAAAGAAAGGGGACACAGAGACACCCUGAUCAUACAGCAAACAGAGCAGCUGAAGUCUCUAUCUUCGGGCUCUUCCUUUUCUUCUUCCUGGUCUCACUUUUCAUUCUCCACUCUGCCAACGAUUUCCAGAGCGGUAGAACUCCGGUCAGAACCAAAUGUUGUCGCUCCUCCUCCUGACUGCACCUUGGAACUUCCUCCUCCUCCGAGACCUUGUGUUUUCAAUUCUCUAGGCUUUAAGAGAGACACCCCCACUUGCACGUUAGAUACGGAAACGAAAAGGAACUCCUUUGAAAACCUCUCCCACCCACCUAACAUCCCUGCACCCCUUCCACGGCCUCCUCUUCCUCGACCUCCUGUUGCCUUCACUACCUUUCCUCUUCCCCUCUCUCCUCCUAAUCCUCCUCCUCCCCAGCUUCUUACAUUUUCUCUUCCCACCUCUACUCCCCGGACCUCUUCUCUACCUCCACCACCAUCACUUCCUCCUCGACCGCCAGCUCCACGCCUCUGCCCACCACUGCCUCCUUCGACUUCAGGUCCACCCACAGACAGCAUUUGUAUACCAGCUGUUAAAUGCACUGCCAGUGUCACACACGCCAGAGAAACUAAACCUUCUACGGCACAGCCACCAGCAUCCAAACGGCUGUGUGACGCGGAACCUCACAGACAUCCCAAAGGGGUCCUUAGACACGUGAAAAACCUAGCAGAACUCGAGAAGUCAGUGUCUAACAUGUACAGUCACAUAGAAAAAAACUGUCCACCCACAGACUUCUCAAAGCUACACACGUUUUGCCCUCCCGACAAAACAGUCAUGGAAACCACAUGUGACCAGAGCCAGGAAACGUUGGUUAGGGUCGUUGAGGGAAUUGAUGUGCAAACUCACUGUCAAUCAACAUCAUUGUAAUGUUGCUUCUCCUUUUUUAACUGGGCAGUUCUUUUCUUGAUCAGAAGCCUGAAGUGGAGCACGAGAAUUCGAACGUCAAAGAAGAUUCCUCUGUUUUAACCCCAAACUCAAUGCAAUGCCGUUUUCUUCCACACUUUUAAUUUAAAUUAACAUCAUCGCCACUAACUCAUAGAGUAGACUUACCUUAAUUUUCUUAACUUCAAGGUAGCAUUAUUUGUCCUUCAUUUAUUUAAAAAGUAAGUAACUUUAUCUGUUUUUCAUGGGGAGAUGUGGGCAUGAAAAGUACUGAUCCAACUAAAACCAAAGGCUUGUUUGACUUUGCUGAUGGGCAGUGUUGCUUUGGACCAUAGUUUUAUGUGAACGUUCUAGUGGGGGGAAACCGGCAAAACAGACCAUUAGUAAGCAAUAGUGCUCUCUCUUGGGCUUGUUAUUUUCUUGAAGUCUAUGUAUUUGGUAAAAAAAGAAAUGUUUCCCAGGUAAAAAUGUUCCUUAGAAAUGUAGGGAGUGACAGAGACAGCAGGGAUUUCGAAUCAAUCUCAGGUGCUAUAAUAUGUAGUUAUUGGUUUUCUUAUGAUACCCUCCAUUCUGGCUUGUUUUGACCUUAUUAGUAUGCUUUCAGCUGGUAAAUCUCUCCCGCUUUUUAGUUGAUGUUCUAGUCCUUUAUUCUUGGUAUUUUCUGUUUCCUUCUUUAUGAUGAAAAUAAAUCUCAUGCCCUUGACUUUUGUAAGAUAUCUGAUUUUUAUCAAAGCUGCCUAAGAUGCUAUUUA
Messenger RNA from Cricetulus griseus (Chinese hamster), 2303 nucleotides. The record is from RefSeq and is a predicted model, not a curated record. NCBI's taxonomy places the organism in Eukaryota, Metazoa, Chordata, Mammalia, Rodentia, Cricetidae.